Molecule: messenger RNA, 1166 nt
Organism: Hibiscus syriacus
Lineage: Eukaryota; Viridiplantae; Streptophyta; Magnoliopsida; Malvales; Malvaceae
Product: protein SRG1-like
Exons: 4
Coding region: 9-1100 (363 amino acids)
Source: RefSeq, a predicted model, not a curated record
AAGAUCAAAUGGAAAACAUAGGUGGUGAGGAAGAUAAAGGAAGUGACUGGGGUAAAUCUCUUCCGGUUCCAAGCGUCCAAGAGCUGGUAAGAAAUGAUCCCCAAUCGGUUCCUGAAAAGUACGUACUACACCACGAAGAUAGGCCAACGGUUCUUGAUAUGGCCCCAUCUUCAUUUGAUAUUCCGAUUAUAGAUUUUGCCUUGUUAGCUAAAGGAGAUGAAGAUGAAACAAGGAAGCUAGACCUUGCUUGCAAACACUGGGGAUUUUUUCAGAUAAUAAACCAUGGGGUGGCAGAGGAGUUGUUGAUUAACAUGAAGGCAGCUAUUGCUGCUUUCUUUGAACUUCCACUGGAAGAAAAGAACCAGUACGCGCAGGCCGGAACCGAUUUCCAGGGAUACGGGCAACAGUAUGUCGUGUCGGAGGAGCAGAAACUCGAUUGGUGUGACAUGAUGUUCUUGAUUACACUCCCGCCUCAGAUUAGGAACCUAAAGUACUGGCCACACACCAUACCAGGUUUCAAGGAUGCUGUGGAGAGGUACUCCGAAGGAGCUCAAAAGGUAGCUGACGAGAUAUGUGACAACAUAUCACUACUUAUGGGCAUUGAUAGAGACGGUCUGAAAAGGUUCUACGGCAAGACGAAACAAGCCAUGCGAAUGAACUAUUAUCCACCUUGUUCAAGGCCUGAUCUUGUCCUUGGUAUUAACCCUCACUCUGAUCCAGAUAUCAUAACAUUACUCUUGCAAGAUGAUGAGAUUCCCGGCCUACAAAUCCGGCACAAACACGAAUGGAUUCUAGUUAAGCCGAUUCGUAACGCUAUCGUUGUGAACGUUGGCGAUGUUGUGGAGAUUCUUAGCAAUGGGGUGUACAAAAGCGUUGAGCACAGGGCAAUCACUAAUGAGACGAAAGUAAGAGUUUCACUUGCAACCAUUAAGAUUCCAUACGAUGAACUGGAGAUCGGUCCUAUGGAGUGUAUGGUGGGCGAUCAUCGGCCUCGAAUGUAUAGAAGCAUCAAGUACCUUGAUUACGUUAGGUACACAUUGGGAAGGAAAAUGGAGGGCAAAGCUCACGUUGACAACAUUCUGAAAAUACAAAGCAGCUGAUUUUAAUUAGUCCAUCUUUAAUUGUCAUCAUUUGUAUGUUGAGAUGAACCCAUACAACUUCAAUUC